This is a messenger RNA of Melanotaenia boesemani (Boeseman's rainbowfish), 8246 nucleotides long. It is a transcript of the gene arid3a, whose product is annotated as AT rich interactive domain 3A (BRIGHT-like). Lineage: Eukaryota; Metazoa; Chordata; Actinopteri; Atheriniformes; Melanotaeniidae. The record is from RefSeq and is a predicted model, not a curated record. The coding region runs from base 803 to 2467 and encodes 554 amino acids. Gene Ontology annotation, biological process: regulation of transcription by RNA polymerase II. Gene Ontology annotation, molecular function: DNA binding. The transcript has 9 exons. Gene Ontology annotation, cellular component: nucleus.
GAGCGGGGGCCGGCCCCUGCUGAUUCAGAGGUUAGGAAUUUGCAUCUGAUUGCUGUUUGUCAACCAAUGAUGUGACCGUGGAAGCCAGAGAGUCUCUCCACGCCUCUCUCGGAUCUGUGUGUCUCAGAGCGACACUCCAUCUCAGAAAACACACUCUACACGCGAAAGCAGAAUGCGUGGAUAUCAUGCAGUCACAUGAAACCACUUCAUUUUUAUCCGAUAAACACACGAACCACGUCUCAUUUUCAUUGCGUUGGUGCCUUUUUUUCUAAUCGGGAGGAGAGGCUAAGGAUUCAGAGAGACAGGGAAAACAGGAAUGUUUCUUCCGGUUCCAAAGAGUGUGAAAAUCGAACGGAAGCCGAUGUGGUUUUUGUAGUCUGUCAGCGAAGUCUUGUACUCCCACCUUCACUGCUACAGCCCGCGCCUCACUGAACACUGUACGACUCAGCUCUGCCAUCAGCUUUUGUUUCCUCUCCAGCUGCAGGGAAAACCAUUGAGACAAAAGAGAGGCUUCUGCCUUCAGACCUGCUGGCAGUCACUGGCUACAUGUCCCAGAGCUUUUACCAACCAAUCUCCUCUUUUUCCUCUUUCUACUCGUCCUCAAGGACCCACAUUUUCUCUUAAUCACAACCUUUAAACAUUCAGACAGCUGUUAGCUGCUGCAUCCCAGGUGCAGUUUGUAAUAGUUCCUCCUUGGGAAAAGGUCUGACCGUCGCUCCCUGACCAGCCCCCGACUGGUGCUCCUUCAGUGGGGGAAGGAGGGGAAGGAAGGCUGCUGAACACUGUGCCGCUUUCCCCGGAGAUGAAGCUCCAAGCCGUGAUGGAGAACCUGCACAGGCAGCAGAGAGCCAAGUUGCUGAUGGAGCAGCAGCUACAGCAACAAGCCGCCGCCCAGCACACUCAGGUCCGCACAGGAGAUGAGCUGAUGGGGAGCCCGGCCCCCGAGGCGGAGCAGGCCCAGAUCGCAGCUCUGGCAGCAAUGCGUGCUGCGGCGGCUGGGCUGCAGAGAGUAUCAGACAGUCCCAUGUCAGAGCGCAGCAGUGGUGGUGAGGAAGAUCAUGAUGAUAACGAUGAAGGAGAGGAGCAAUACAAGGACAUGAUGGGAUCAGAUGAAGAGGAGCAGAUUAAACAGAAAUGGGAUGAAGAAGAUUUUGAAGGUGAAAUGGAGGAAGACUUUGAUGAUGACCUGGCAGAGGAAGGUCUCCCAACGGGCCAUGAUGCUGUGGCCCCUGGGAAGGGCAUCCUUCUGCUGCCUCAUCGCCAGCUCCACCCCCAUUCCCAGCUGUUAAAGGUCCGUCCCAACGUUGAACAGGAGCCCCGCGUAGCCAUCAUGCCGCCCCAUGCCACACACAGCCAUCUGGGUGGACAGGAUCACGGUGAAUGGACCUAUGAAGAGCAGUUCAGACAGCUGUAUGAACUGGACGGAGACCCAAAGAGAAAAGAGUUUCUUGACGACCUUUUCAGCUUCAUGCAAAAAAGAGGAACCCCUGUGAAUCGUAUUCCAAUCAUGGCCAAACAGGUCCUGGAUCUGUAUAUGCUUUACAAGCUGGUGACAGAGAAGGGUGGCCUGGUGGAGGUCAUUAACAAGAAACUGUGGAGGGAGAUCACCAAGGGACUCAACCUGCCUACCUCAAUCACCAGUGCAGCCUUCACCCUCCGCACACAAUACAUGAAGUACCUGUAUCCAUAUGAAUGUGAUAAGAGAGGUCUGAGCAACCCCAAUGAGCUUCAGGCAGCCAUUGACAGUAAUCGACGGGAGGGCCGUCGACAUAGCUUUGGCAGCUCCCUCUUCACUUACUCACCAAACGGGACUCCCACCAUGCUGUCAUCGCCGAAGGUCCCCACACCCAGCGUGGGCCUGACAGUGGGCUCCAAUGGAGCGUCACUGACCCCCAUCCAAAAGAUCAAGAAAGGUGGGAAUUGUCUUUUUAUAGGAGAAGAGGAGGGAGGUCAGCCACUGCCCGGGGUCAGCAUGGCUCGUCUACCACCGGGGGCCCUAGCAAGUCACUCAGUGGCUGCCGUACAGGCGGCAGCAGCCCAGGCAGCGAUGGCUGCUCAGGUGGCUGCUCUGGAACAACUGAGGGAUAAACUAGAGGCUGGUGAGCCACCAGAGAAGAAGAUGGCACUUCCAGCCGAGGAGCACCACAGAUUGCUGCAGAGAGCGCUGCAACACAACCUUCUGGCAAUGACCGCUCAGAUACCUAUGAACAUCCGGAUCAACAAUCAAGAUGGCAGACAAGACUCGGCUCUGAACCUGACCACCAACGGCACAAGCAGCAUCAGUAUGUCAGUGGAGCUCAAUGGAGUUGUAUACACAGGCGUUCUUUUUGCUCAGGCAGCAGCAGGGUCCGCCUCAUCUGGUGCAUCUGCAUCGUCCCUCUCCAACAAGCCUGUCAGCAGUCGUGUUGCUCCACAGCAGCAGCAGCAGCAUACACCUACCUCAACCUCCAGCAACCCGUUGUCUUAACAAACUCUCAGCCUUUCCAUAGUUUUUUUUUUGUUGUUUUUUUUUUUAUUACCACGCUAAGAAAAGCCAAAAAGCAACCUCAUUUUCUAUAUUGUCUAUGCCAAAAAAAUGGAAAAAAAAAAAAGAGAUCCAUCGUCAGUAGAUAAAGACAAACUGAAACUCAGAUCACUUGAAGUACACUAUCUCAGGUUUUCUCUCACAAACUCACCUCCUUUGUUCUUUAUCGCCAAAAGGAUUUUGAAAAGAAAUAUCCCAACUGAGAGCCAGUAUAUGCUAAACUAAUACAUAUGUACAACCUGUGAAUUAUUUAUUUCUGCAUAAAUGUACAGAUUAUCGGAGAACAACAGAGAAGGUAAUAAGUAGAAAGGCUAAAGCAUUGUUUACACACACAAACACAGCUACUGACUGACAAUGAUGUUUUAUCCUCUAGAGAAGAGACCUUUUUUAUUUUAACUUUUCAUUGUCAUUAUUAUCAUUAUUGUUAUUCUCUUUAUUGUGUUUUAUCGUUUAAAUCUUUAACUAUCCUCUCAUUGCAGGAAAAAAUCUAUAUAUUUAGAAUUCUAUAAGAAAGAAGUAUGAAUAUCCUCUAUUUGUAAUCAGAAAAGCUUUAAAGGUAUGUGUUAUUUCUUCAGGGCAUAUAAUGAUGUACGGUUGUGACCUCAUUUUGUGUAAAACCAGAUAACCUUAUCCACAUGGCAACCAUUUUGGAUCUCUGUGUGGGAGAACAAGUCCAGUGCAGGUCUGCGCUCUGGUUGUGUAAUAAGAUACGCGUCAUAUCAAUGCCACAGGGUUUCCUGUGAAUCUGAAGGAUUUGCGAGGAUGUUGUAAUCAUCUUUUAAUGCAUUUGGUGCAUUAUAGAGCCCAGCCAGACUUAUUGUGAAAGGCUUCUGCACAAAGCUCUUUGAAUUGUCCUGCUUAUUCUUCCAGAGAGAGCUGGCUAAUUUUUAUCUAAAAUCCACUCCUGUUUGUUGACAUAAGGCCAGUUUGAGACGUAUCUAUGCCAAUCUCGCAGGUAGUUUGUCAAGCUUAGUGUUCAGAAUUGCUCUCUGUAAGAGUAAGGUCAGUUGUGUGGGUGGUAAAAUGAGCUAAAACACAUUGUUUAGCUUUCGUACUUAGAGAAUAACACAAAAUUUCAUGAUUGUUCUCAGGUGUUCCUUUGCUUUGUAAAAUCUCCCACUGUCUUCUUUUACACUGGACAGAGCAAUGCUUUUCCACUUCUGUCUUCAGAAAGAUACAUUUUUAUCUUUAUUCUGACUUGGCCUUCUUGUGAAUUGACGGUCUAAAGGUCAGAUGCAUGCAUGUAUUUGUAGGUGAAAGCCCUUCUGUCAGAAAUGAAAUUAUUUCCUGUCUUAAAUUUGCAGAAGCUAAGUGUCCAUUAUUAUUGUGGAGACACUCAGAUGGACAAUCAGAUGUCAGGAGACACAAUCUGGGUCUCAGAAGAAACCUGACAGGAAUUUCUGCUCAUCUCUGACUAUUUGUUGGGUUGUUUUUGUAUCAUAGAUGACAAAUGCUUCUAUUUUUUUGGUUCGGCUUUGUGUUUUGCAUGACGUAGUGCUUCUUCUGAUCCAAGUGCUUCUUAUCCUGAGCUGUGACGUGGACAGGGUCUUAUCGAGACCAGCUCACCAACUAUCAAGGAUAUAGCAGAGAAUGUCUUGUGAUCCUUUGAUUGUGCAGCUGUUGUUUAAUUGGGCCUUUUGAUAAUACGAGCUGAGAGGUAAUCAUAGCUGUGGCUGUGCGUUUGCUUGUGUCUAAGUGUUUGCGUAACUCUCAGUUUGAUUUAUGACAGAGGAGGCACCAUGUCACUUCAUAAGGAGUAGUGUCUCUGCAUUUUGAAGUAGAUCAAUCAUUCAGCUUUUUGAACUUUAACCUGUGUUACCUCUCUGGACUGUUGGCUGUUAAAGAUUGUUACCACCCCCCCCAUCCUUCCCCUCCCUCUUCUCCCUGACCCCACAGCCAUGCCAAGCAGCCUCAUUCUUGCUGACGUUAGGAAGUAAAUCAGGCUUUGUACAUGGGUUCUGUUCUGAGGCCUUAACACAGCGUGAGAUGGCUGGAGAGCCAGCAGUACCUCAGUCUAAUCAGUUUUUACUGUUCCAGUCAAAUAUCACCAGAUGGCUAUCUUGGCUUUGAUUCUGGACUUGCUUCUCAGUGGGAAAUUACCACCAGCUGCUCCACAAACACUGGCCACUUCUGAAAAGAAUCCCUCAUACUCCGCAAAGGGGCAUCCAAAACUUAUUAUCAGGUCAAAUAAAAUGGUGAAAGAUCUAGAAGAAGAUUAUAUUACUGUGGCUUUGUUGUAUAAGAGAAUAGAAGACAAAAGUGAUUAGAUUUUAAGAUGUUUAAAGAACCUAUAUGAAGAGCAUAUUUAUCAGCUGUACAUAAAUAAACACUGCUGUUACACAGGGAUUUGGGCAACAAGUAGUAUAUCCUGCUUUACCUCAACUCAGUUGUACUUCUUGUACUACAGUUUUUUUUAAUUAAUGAUAAACUUUAAAUAUUUUGCCUAUGUGAUUUUAGCUUAACUGCAUGAAAUCAUCUACAUGUCAAUGGACUCCAAUGCCACAGAAACUGAAAGUAUGUGCAUCUUUGCGCCCAUUUCCUCUCUUUUAUAAUUUGAUAUUUAGCACUUGUAUUAUUUAUAUAAAAGGACAAACUCAAUUUGCAAGAUUUUGUAGCACUGAGGUAGAUUUUACUUAAAUUAGCUUUAGCGCAAACACAGUCUGUUUAUUCUAAUGGUAUGAGUGUUUCUGUGUGUAUACAUUAUUUCUACAUGAUUGGUACACUGUAAAUGGCCUAACUAUAACAACAGCACCAGGGAAAAGGCAAAUGUAUUGAAACUUAGUGGUAUAUUGUCUCCUACUGAUAACGCCUGUGUAAGCGGAUCAUACACAUUCUGAUGGAUAGUUUAUUUGUGUAGGUUGGUCUGAUGGCUUACAGACAGCUCAGUAUUUUCCUCUUGCUGCUCUAUGAGUUGCAAGUGUCACAGUUUAUGGUAAUGGCUGACAAUCAAAAAGAGGCAUGCUGCAGCUGAAUGCAUAGGUUUGUGGGGGAGGACGACUGGAGAAAACUAAAUUCAAUCAAUCCAGAUCUAAAGGAUCAACAUUGCUUUUUCAGAUUUGACCCUCUGACCUUUUGGCCCCCAAGGCAUCAUUCAAGCACCUGCCCCCAUUCAGUCGAUCCAUGUUUAUUGUAUAUCUAUUGACUGCUUCUGGGAGAUAUUUGCAUUUGAACAGUGGAGGUACUGCAGCUCUCUUCUUUCUCUGUGCAUGGCAGCAUUUUCAGGGAAGGUCGGAAUGUUUUUAAUUGCGUGGUAGCGACAAUCAGGAGACAUUAAGGCAGCACUGUAUAACUUUAAACACUCAACAUCCCUUCAACCACAACCAAGCCCUGUUUCUACCUCGAGGACAAAAGCUUUGGCAGAUUGCUUUUCGCCAGCCACAACAGAGAAUCCUGUUGUGGGCUACGUUCAUGCAGGAAAACUAAUCAAAAUUAUUCUGAUGCACAUUCAUAAUAACAAUUAAAGAGAUUUUAAUAACAACAGACAAUCAGAUAUCAGCUUAAAUGUGACUCUAACCUUAAUGUGAGGGGUGAGGGACUCCUUCAAGGCUCAGCCUCUGUGGUAAGAGCGCCCCUUAGAGGAAGGUUUUAUUAUGACGCACAGUCAGUUAAGUUUUCCCAAAUGGAAACCUAGAAAGGUCAAAAAGCUUCAAAUAAUAGAUUUACCUCAGUAAAAAUACAUUAUUUCCAUGUAUCCUUCCCAGUGUUUCAAGGGUUUUAUACCUGUUGUGGUAUAAAAGCCUCUGAGUCAGCAAUCAGAUGGUCAAGAAACACUAAUUUAAUAUUCCCGAAUCCAGACUCACUGUCUUGUAGAGUCAGUAGCUCAUCAAGGUAUUUAAUUUAAGAAGUGAUUCAGAAAGAAAUAACCAAAUAGGUGUGUUGAUCAGUGAUCAAACAUCCCUUUAUCUUGUCUUGACCUCCACAUCAGAGGUAGCUGAUUCCUAAUAUUUAAGUCACAGUGUAGCAGUGAAAAUGAUCAGUCAACUGUAGCACCUGGUGUGAAACCCGGGCAAAUUCUGAGUUUUAAAACAGCACAUUUUGGUUCAGACUGAUAUUUCUUUUUUUUUUUUUUUUUUAAAUACCUGAAUGCUGCAUCUGUCUGUAGGUGGUUCUUCUCAUAGAGCCUGCAGGUGGUUUUCAUCAUAAGACACAAAACUUUGGCUUUGCUUUGCUGUCAAAGUUGAACCUGUGUUGUGUGGUUAUGCAGUUACAAGCUUGGAUUGCUUUCUGAAGUCUGCUUGUUUGAUGCUGUUGUACAAACUAAAUCUUAAGACUUAGCAGGUGCAUUUUGUUCGUCUUGAAGUUAUAAUUCUUGACCAGUUUAAUAAGAAAUCCGCACAAAUCCUCAGUCUCAUGUGAUCGGCUUGAGCGCUCUUUGUCAAAUAUACAUUACAUAAGAACAUCAUAACCCUUGAAAUACUGCUGCUUUUUAAUUCCAUCAGAUCUGUAGGUAGAAUAACUUCUAGAAAUCUUACGUGGUCCAGAGCAUCUUGCAUGCAGAGUUAACUCUGACUCCUGCCCCCACAUGCUGCCGACAUGGACAUUCAGCUGGAACUUUUACGGGUUGAGGUGCAUGUGGGUUCAGGGCUUUUGACUGGACUUAAUCACUAACUUGACCUCUGUCAGGUGAACUGUGGGCAGGGAAAAGUGAUGGAAUAGAAAAAAACAAGAUGCCUUCUGCUGUGACAAUUGUAUGAAAUGAUCUGUAUUACUAAGAUUCAUUAAAUAGAUUCUUUCUGAAAUAUGGCUUUGUAGGGUUAUGGAUUAUAUCGUGUUUAUAUUGUUUGUUUUUGCUUUUCUUUGCUUUUUUUGGACAUGCUUUAGCAAUUGUGGCACACAGAGAUUACUUCUAGAGCAGAUUUAUUAAUACAGAGAUGAUGAUGAUGAUGAUGACAACGAUAAAAAAAAAGAAAAUGUGAUUAUUUUAGGGAAGCAUGUGAUGUAUGUAUGUAUGUAUGUGUGUGUGUGUGUGUGGGAGCUUCAGGUGUCUUUGAGUAUCUGCAGAACGGAAACAAGGCGUGUCUCUUGUGUCUUACAACUUCUCAGGAAAAUCUACCUCUACCUCCAGUUUAAUGCAUUUAACCCAGCGAGGGCUCAAGAUUCUGUUCAACUGGAAGAGGGCAUGAGGACGAGCACCAGGGUCUGAAAUUAACUUGAGCGUACCAGAUUAGAAAUAAACACUCAUCUCUGGUGUUAUAUGUGAGAUGGAAACUGUAAUUGUGUUUUCGUCUCUGCUGGAUCAAAACAAAAACAUCCUCAGCUCAGAAAUCGUCUGACUCAGAUGUUGAGGUACAUUUCGAACACUAGGAUGACGACUCCUGUGCUCCCCUCUUGUCGUUACACAUCUGUAACACCUCUACUGUCCAGUUUAUUUGAGCACCAACAGCAGGGACCUCCAGCUCAACAGCGAACUACUACCAGUACGACAACAAGUACUACUUCUUGUACCACUGUUAGUACAGCAAGUGUGUUGUUCUCAAGUUUUUCUGUCUGCUCUUGUAAAAUGUGCUUCUUCCUCUUUUUUCUAUAAAUGAUUACAUUUUUGAUGAAUGGUAUGUUUUCCGGUAACCACAGCAACAGUGAAGUGGCAGCGGGCAAUGCAACUUUUUUUUUUUUCUUCCUGAAGGGUGAAAGCAACUCUUGCCUAUUUACUCAAUAUGUGUUUGUGUGAAUACUUUCAUUUGGAAUCUGAAAUAAAUAAAAUAUCAACUUUCUUAAAUGUCAA